GGGCCGCGGGCCGAGCUCUCGCGAGGUUUCCACCGCCCCCUCCUCGCUCCACGUCAGAAGGAACCGGGCGGAGCGGCCAACAUGGCGGAACGCAGGCGACACAAGAAGCGGAUCCAGGAAGUUGGUGAACCAUCUAAAGAAGAGAAGGCUGUAGCCAAGUAUCUUCGAUUCAACUGUCCAACAAAAUCCACGAAUAUGAUGGGUCACCGAGUUGAUUAUUUUAUUGCUUCAAAAGCAGUGGAUUGCCUUUUGGAUUCAAAGUGGGCAAAAGCCAAGAAAGGAGAGGAAGCUUUAUUUACAACCAGGGAAUCUGUGGUUGACUACUGCAACAGGCUUUUAAAGAAACAGUUUUUUCACCGAGCUCUUAAAGUAAUGAAAAUGAAGUAUGAUAAAGACAUAAAGAAAGAAAAAGAUAAAGGAAAAGCUGAAAGUGGAAAAGAAGAGGAUAAAAAGACUAAGAAAGAAAGUGUAAAGGAAGAAAAGACAAAAAAGGAAAAAGAGAAAAAAAAAGAUGGUGAAAAGGAAGACUCUAAAAAGGAAGAAACUCCAGGAACUCCCAAAAAGAAGGAAACUAAGAAAAAAUUCAAACUUGAACCACAUGAUGACCAAGUUUUUCUGGAUGGCAAUGAGGUUUAUGUGUGGAUCUAUGACCCAGUUCACAUUAAAACAUUUGUCAUGGGAUUAAUUCUUGUGAUUGCAGUAAUAGCAGCCACCCUCUUCCCACUUUGGCCAACAGAAAUGCGAGUAGGUGUUUAUUAUCUCAGUGUGGGCGCAGGCUGUUUCGUAGCCAGCAUUCUUCUCCUUGCUGUUGCUCGUUGCAUUUUGUUCCUCAUCAUUUGGCUUAUAACUGGAGGAAGGCACCACUUUUGGUUCUUGCCUAAUCUGACUGCUGACGUGGGCUUCAUUGACUCCUUCAGGCCUCUGUACACACAUGAAUACAAAGGACCAAAAGCAGACUUAAAGAAAGAUGAAAAAUCUGAAACCAAAAAACAGCAGAAGUCUGACAGCGAGGAAAAGUCAGACAGUGAGAAGAAGGAAGAUGAGGAAGGAAAAGUAGGAGCAGGAAAUACUGGAGCAGAAGGCUCAGGCGGAGAACGGCACUCAGACACAGACAGUGACAGAAGGGAAGAUGACAGGUCCCAGCACAGUAGUGGAAACGGGAAUGAUUUUGAAAUGAUCACAAAAGAGGAACUAGAACAGCAAACAGAUGGGGAUUGUGAAGAGGAAGAGGAAGAAGACCACGACGGAGAAACAUCAAAAUCUUCACACAAAAAAUCAUAAUCUGACUAAUUUGAGGACUGAAUAAGUGCAAGAGGUUGGAUUUUCUAUGUUGGCAGAUCAUCAUAAUGUGUAUGUGGCAUUUGUAGCAUUCUUUAAGUCCAUUUGCUGAAAGUAUUCGACAGCCAAGCAGUUCUAUUCAGUCCUUCAUUUUAUAGAACAUUGGUACUAUUAUUGGUACAGUCUAAAGCCAUUAAUAAGUUUUAUGCAUUUGAUAAUUUUGCAGUAAGUAGGUCUCAUUUUGAUAGUUAUCAAAGAUGAAUUUUCCACAAGACCUUUAGAUUAAGAGCAUUUUUGAUAGUUAUAUGGCUUUUUACUGUUAGAUUAAUCAAAAGGAAUAAAUUCCAACAUUUCAGAUUAUUCAUAGUUUAUGUAGCCAUUUCACAGUUUCUUUAGGUUAAAAUAUUUAAACUCAUUGUUCUUGAUAGUUAUGCUUUUUUUUUUUUUUCAUUAUAAAAUUCUACCAGGAAAUUUCUUAAAAGAUUUUGAGUUAGCAGGGUUCAAAAUUUGGUGAGAAAAGGCCAACUAGUAACAGUGCAGGAGCAUUUUUGGUUUAGCUAUAAAUUCUUCUUUCCAACUUAGGAAAUCCAAGCUGAAUUGUACGCUUGAUUCAGAGAAGGAUGGUCAUCUCCAGCAGGAAAGCAGAGAGCGUUGACUGAAAGGUGAUGGCUCUUCUCCAUCUCCUUGUCAUAACGUAAAGCAUAUUCUGUACAUAAUUUACAAAUAAAACAUUUUAUUUUAAUUGUUACUUAUUAUUUAGACAUUUCUCAACACUUAAAUUUACAAAGUUAAGAUCAUGUAAGGUUAUGUUUUUAGAGAAAUGGAAGUUUGGAUAACCCACGGAACAUCUGUAAUCUUUCUACAGCAGCUUCAGUUUUGUGCCAACAUUCCAUGUAUUUGACUCUAAGUAAAAACUGAUCCUUAUCAAAUAAGAGCAGACUUAAAAGUAGCUGUGUGUCCGCCUUAACGUUCAUUUCGAUUUUUUUUUUUAAUCUUUGCACUCAGAAAUGGGGUACUAUAUUUUCAGACCAGGAAGCACUGCUGUGAAAGGUAAUUUACUGUUCUAAAAUAUCAAUUUAAAAUAAAGGCUAUAAAAGAAAACAUAGAGAACCAUUGGCCUAUAAUUGCCUCAAACUGGUUUUGCAGUUUGAUUUUUGUCUUGCAAGGUAUAGUUACAAAUCUUAGAAAAAUCUUGUUUACUUACAGGCAUAAUCAUUCCUUGGAGUUAAACUCUACAAACUGAUAGUGAAUAUUAAAUGAUUUUCCUUGAGUCACAGUGAGAGUAUUUUGCUUUGUAGUUGAAACAGGUGGAGUCUGUAGGUCUUUUUUCUUUGGGCUGUUUACCAUCUAGGUGUUCGACUAAAAGUGUUAUAUUCUUCUAAUUGUGAAAAAAUACAUUGACACAUCUUAUUAAACAUGGCUCGGUUGCUUCUUCAUAGUAUUCCCCAUAAGUGAACAGGUAUGUGGCUGUUUGAUGUUAAAGCAACUCUGUCAAGGCUGCAAUCAUUUUGAGUUUUCUGUAAGCAACUAUUCAUUGAUUUUAGUGCCUGGGUACUUUUCCCUCACAUUUGCAGAAAUCUACAGUGAGGUUAUAUAUAAGAGUAGCUUCUGAGCUUCUUAAUCACUGGUCAUGUUAAUAUUAAUAAUACUUAUUUUGGAGUGUGAAUGUGGUACCAAAAGUCUUUUUCAGAAAUAAAAGUGAUUUUGUUAACUUUUACUAGUAUGAAAUCCCCAGGCACUCGGUAAUUAUCCUAAACUUUUUUUUUUUUUUGAAACACGGCCUCUCUAUGCAGUUCAGGCUGGCCUUGAGCUCACUUUGUAGCCCAGGCUGGUCUCAAACUCGUAACGAUCCUCCUGCCUCCGCCUCCCGAGUGCUGGGAUUACAAGCAUGAGCUACCACACCUGGCUGUUACCCUAAAUUUCUUUAUGCUACAUGUACUCUUGUCUAGUCUUAAAGACAUGGAGCAUAGCAGUUGGGGAAGUCAGCUUCUUAUUGAUGUGUGUGGUGGAUUCUUAAUAGAAUAUUGGUUCACAUUUUUAUAAAUAUUUGGUUAUCCCUGAGGGGAAUAAUCUUACUGUGAGAACAGAAGCGGGUUAGUGUAUUUUAUAAAUUGAUUUUUUUUCCUUAUUAGAAACUGGAAAACCACAUGUACAGUUGAUUCUCAUUAUUUGCAGUGCUUCUAUAAAGUUAUUGUGGACACUGAAUUAGCAACCACUGCACCUCGGGGAAAUGUAGGGCUAAGGUGUCUGCAAGCCUUUGGUUACAACAUUUUCUUCAAUGAAGUCAUAUGUAUACUUUUUUUAACAUAUAUUUUAAAGAAACAAUAUGUAUUGUUAAUUCAUUAACAUGAAUUUACAAUCAGUAGCAUUGUAACUCAUGCCUGAAUGAAGCUGUUCUAACGUUUGUAUUUUCUCCACCAGGCACAUCACAGAAGUUUUGCAAUUAGGGAGCACUAGACAGCUCUGCGGCACUAUUUUUGGGCCACUUAAAAAGAUAAAGUCACACGUGUGGUGGCACACUCCUGUAAUCCUAGCACCUAGGAGGCUAGAGCGGGAUGUUCACAAGUUCAAGGCCACACAUAGCUGUCUUGAGUCCAGCCUGGGGUACAUAACAAGAUCUUGUCUCAAUCCCCUGACACACAAAAGUGAAAACCUGUGGUAUUAAAUAGAGCAAAGGGAUGCUCGUGUAAACGUGAGAACUAGAAUGAGAGCUUACUCAACCUCAGCAGAGAAUGGACAAGUUGCAUUUCUUACUGUGCUGCACAUGGCUGCAAAAGCACUACCAAAACUGCAUACAAAUUUACAGAUAUGGGAUCCUCAAAACAUUGACUGCAUUUAACUCUCAAGUUGGGAUGUUUACCUACUUACAGAACAGAAUUGAUUGUUGCAUCAUAUUCCUGCAUUUUAAAUAACCACUAUGUCGAAUAAAUAGAUCCUUAUUUUUGUGUAGAUAAUUUGCUUUUACUGUUAGAGCAAUAUUUUCUGUGUUCCUUCAAUAGUGAGUAGUUACCAUACUCAACACAGCCUUGAAUAAAAAUCCAGUUGUGCCCUCUUGGACCAUCAAA
Molecule: messenger RNA, 4343 nt
Organism: Cavia porcellus (domestic guinea pig)
Lineage: Eukaryota; Metazoa; Chordata; Mammalia; Rodentia; Caviidae
Gene: Sec62
Product: SEC62 homolog, preprotein translocation factor
Exons: 8
Coding region: 82-1281 (399 amino acids)
Biological process (GO): post-translational protein targeting to membrane, translocation
Cellular component (GO): endoplasmic reticulum; endoplasmic reticulum membrane
Source: RefSeq, a predicted model, not a curated record